This is a messenger RNA of Cottoperca gobio, 6040 nucleotides long. It is a transcript of the gene usp19, whose product is annotated as ubiquitin specific peptidase 19. Gene Ontology annotation, molecular function: cysteine-type deubiquitinase activity. Gene Ontology annotation, biological process: protein deubiquitination. The record is from RefSeq and is a predicted model, not a curated record. NCBI's taxonomy places the organism in Eukaryota, Metazoa, Chordata, Actinopteri, Perciformes, Bovichtidae.
UAUGCGCGCACUCGUUUCACGUUUGGCCGGGCGGCAGUGUAAUUUGUUCCAAACAAAGUAGGACUCACCCCGCAGAGGCCGAACGAUACCAACAGACGGAACAGUUUUUCAAUUGUUGUCUUUUGCGUGAACAUCUGAAAUAAACAGUUUUAAAUGACCAAAAAUGGGUCCCGGAUAAGGAAGGAAUAUUCCAGAAGCACCGUGGACUGCGGGGUUUCGAGUGCGGGCAGCGGCCCGCGGCCGUGAAGGAGCUUAGCAGCCGGGAGAAGCAGAAGGAGUCGCCGGCCAUUGUGUGUUGGGAACGGAAUUCAAUUCUCCCCAAAUUGAAGACCAGUCCCCAUCCCUCACUAGCUUUCCUGAUUGUGUUCUGGGAGAGUUCAGACCAGUAUCAUCGCCAAAAUAGCCGGGCCAGGCAAGAAGAGGCACACCUCAGAUCCAGACCCCAGCAGUGGUAGUGAUUCCGGCGACGGGCGGCCUGUUAGUGCCAAGUGCCCAAAGAUGGCCAGCAGCGGUGGUAGUGGUGUGGCUGGUAACGGGACAGUGGGACGUCGCGGUGGGGCUCAGCAGAGGGGAGGCAAUGGUAGGGACAACAGCUCAGACCUGUCCUCCAGUACCAGUAAGAAGAAGCAGAAGGACAGGGCCAACCAGGAGAGCAGAGAGGCCAAGAGGGUAGCCGCUGCAGCAGUAGACGGGGUUAUUGCAGAGGUCAAGAAAGAUGUGUUUGUGGACUGGAAGCAGAAUGUCAAUGAAGUGACUGUCAGACUGCGCUGCGGGGAGGGGGUGCAGAGGAUAGAGGAUAUCAACACGACCUUCACCGAUACACACUGCAAUGUGUGCUUCCCAGAUGGACGGCAGUGGAGCUGCCAGUUGCAGGAGGAAAUUGAGUCCUCAUGUAGCAGAGUCCAGUACAAGGAGAAGGGAGGUUUCCUGCAUGUCAUCAUGCACAAGAAGAUUCCCUUUCACAUCUGGCCUUCGCUUAAGUCAAACAAGAAGGAGAAGGAGCCAGUACCUACAGAGACCAAAAAGGACAAGGAGCCGGAGGUGAAGCCUGUCGCCUCGGAGUCAUUAGAGAAACCUAAAUUAUCCUCCCUGCAGCCAAAACUCCAGCCCCAGCCUCCCUCCAUACCUGCACACAGCGAGUCAAGACGCAGUGGUGGCAAAGCUGAGCGGGGUGUCAAGCGUGGCCUGAAAAACAAACAAGCGUGUGACAAGGCCACCAAAGACUCUGCAGGGGUGAGAGCUGGAGAUGGCUCAACCACCACCAGCACGUCUGUUACAGUCACGCAAAGCGAGCCUCAGGAACCCGGUGCCAAGCGCACCAUUGUACAGCUGCCCACGGCCACCAAGGAGGCUACAUCACCAGCCGACAGGGACACGCGAUCGGUCGAGUCUACAGCAGCCGGUGUUAAAACUCCACACACACACCUGCCCGCUGGUCGGAGCCCACAGACGCAACGCAGAGCAGAGAGACGAGGCAGCGGCCAGGAACAGAGAGCAGGAAUUGCUGUCGCUGCUGGCGGCCACACCAACAACACUCAGGUUGCAGAGAAGCGAAAGGAGUCUUCAGACGGGUCCGAAGCAACAACACAUGGCAGUGAUGACCAACCAGCAGCUCCCGUCGGCACCAGCGACUGCCUCGAACCUAUCGGCUUCAACAACGUAGUGCACUCUGCUUCUGCAGAGACGCAGGGAGAGAGAACUGACUCUGAGCCAGAGAAAAAGCCUGUUGAGCAGGAUACUCUGACCUGCCAGCAGCGGCUUGACUCAAAAGAGGCAGGUUCGAUACCAGCUGUUGCCAUGGAUGCUAAACAAAGCCAGUCACCCGCUCUAGCCCAGAGGCAGGGCAGCUGUGACGGAGAGGAGAAGCGGGACCAGUCCAAGGAGAAGCCUCCUUUGGAAAUGAAACGGGAAGCCCCAGAGCCCAUGGUCAACCUGCAAAUUGUGAAGAAUGAUUCGUACGAGAAGGGCACGGACUUGAUGGUGGUCAAUGUUUACACCAAGGGGAUCUGCAGGGACACGGCCAGGGUCCUCUUCAGGGAGCAGGACUUCACCCUCAUCUUCCAGACAAGUGACACUAACUUUCUGCGGCUUCAUUCAGACUGUGGACCAAACACAGUCUUCAAGUGGCAAGUCAAACUCCGAAACCUGAUCCAGCCUGAGCAGUGCAGCUACUCCUUCACGCCGUCCCGACUGGACAUCACCCUGAAGAAGAGGCACAGCCAGCGCUGGGGGGGUCUCGAGGCCCCCGCCACACAAGUGGGCGGCGCCAAGGUCGCUGUGCCCUCCAGCCCUUCCUGCAUGGAGAAGAGCCAGCCAGGCAGCAGCCACCACAGCCUCCCAGCCAAGGAUGAACCUCCGAGGCUGGGGGAGGAGAAACACAAGCCCCCUAAGACCUCGUCCAGAGUGGAAGAUGGCGGUCUGGAUAAUGUUUCUCCUCGCAACGUCUCUGAGCAUGUUGCUCUCACCAAGCCAGAGCCCACUGUUACCACGCCUAAACCCACCUGCAUGGUGCAGCCCAUGACCCACGCACCUCCUGCCAGCAAUGAGCGCCAUGAAGAAGAGGAGGAGAAGAAGGUGUGCCUGCCUGGUUUUACAGGGUUGGUCAACCUCGGCAACACCUGCUUCAUGAACAGUGUCAUCCAAUCCCUGUCCAACACCAGAGAACUCCGGGAUUACUUCCAUGAUCGAGCAUUUGAGGCAGAGAUCAACUGUAACAAUCCUCUGGGAACAGGAGGCAGGCUCGCCAUUGGCUUUGCUGUGCUGCUCAGGGCCCUUUGGAAAGGAACACAUCAUGCUUUCCAACCCUCAAAGCUCAAGGCAAUUGUUGCCAGUAAAGCCAGUCAGUUUACAGGUUACGCCCAGCACGAUGCCCAGGAAUUCAUGGCUUUCUUGCUGGACGGGCUCCAUGAGGACUUGAACCGGAUCCAGAACAAACCUUACACAGAGACGGUAGACUCUGACGGGCGGCUGGAUGAGGUGGUGGCGGAGGAGGCGUGGCAGAGGCACAAGAUGAGAAACGACUCCUUUAUAGUGGACCUCUUCCAAGGCCAGUUCAAAUCCAAGCUGGUCUGCCCCACAUGCUCAAAAGUGUCUAUCACCUUUGACCCCUUCCUCUACCUGCCCGUGCCCUUGCCCCAGAAACAGAAGGUGCUCUCGGUUUUCUACUUUGCUAAGGAACCUCAUAAAAAACCCAUCAAGUUUUUGGUGAGUGUGAGCAAGGAGAACUCCAGUACGGCGGAGGUCCUCGAAUCCAUCUCCAGGAACGUCAGGAUCAAACCAGAGAACCUCAGGCUGGCAGAGGUGGGGAAGAACCGCUUCCAGCGUAUGUUCCUGUGGUCCCAUUCCCUGGACACAGUGUCCUCCUCUGACAUAUUAUUCUGCUUUGAGGUGCUUUCCAAAGACAUGGCCAAAGAGAGAGUGGUAUUGCUCAGAGUGCAGCAGAGACUCCAGGUCCCUAAUAUUCCCAUCUCUAAGUGUGCCGCCUGCCUGAAGCCUCCGGUGUCUGAGGAAGACAAGCUGAAGCGGUGCACUCGCUGCUACCGUGUGGGCUACUGCAAUCAAGUGUGUCAGAAGAACCACUGGCCCAUUCACAAGAGUCUGUGUCGGCCCAACACGGAGAACGUGGGUCUGCCCUUCCUGGUCAGCGUGCCGGAGUCCCGCCUCUCCUACGCCCGCCUCACGCAGCUCCUAGAGGGAUACUCCAGGUUUUCCGUCAACGUGUUCCAGCCUCCUUUCCAGUCUGACAGGACUUCCCCUGAAACAUCUCAGUGCCGUGCAGACCUCCCCCCAAUGCCAGCAAGCACUCCUGAAGGUCCUGGGCCGGGGGGUGAGGCUAUGGGUGGCAGCAGUACUGUAGAAGCAGCUGAUCUGAAGCUGGAGAGUCCCUCUCUGCUCCCUCAGUCCCAGUCAGAGUACGCUCAGGCCUCAGCCCUCCACUCUGGGGAGUGCGAUUCCCUCUCCUCCUCUCAGACCUCAAUCUCCACCACGCGGACUGCAGAUUCUGGAUUUUCUGAGCCAAUCUCCUCCACUUCCAGCUGCUCUCUGGACCAUCAUGCGGAAAAGGAGACUUCUUGUGAGAAGGCAGUGCGGCCAGAAGCUGCAGUAACGGGAUAUCAGCAUCCAAGUGAAUCAGCCUCGGGUCAUGCCAGUCAGUUCUACAUCGCUCUGCUGGACUCUAACAACAAGGAACAGAGGCUGGAUGAGAAAGAUGACAUUCUGGCGGACCUCCCUGAAGACGCAACUCUGGAGCUGGUGUGGAAAAACAACGAGCGUCUGAAGGAGUAUGUCCUGGUUAGCUCCAAAGAGCUGGAGUAUGAGGAGGACCCUGGCUCUCUGAGUGAGACGGCCAGAGCGGGACACUUCACCCUGGAGCAGUGCCUCAACCUCUUCACAAAGCCAGAGGUGCUGGCACCAGAGGAGGCAUGGUACUGUCCAAAGUGCCAGCAGCACCGAGAGGCCUCCAAGCAACUGCUGCUGUGGCGUCUGCCCAACGUUUUGAUCAUCCAGCUCAAACGUUUCUCCUUCAGGAGCUUCAUCUGGAGGGAUAAGAUCAACGACAUGGUCGACUUUCCUGUCAGGAAUCUGGAUCUAAGUAAGUUCUGUAUUGGCCAGAAGGAUGAGAUGCAACAACCCCCUAUCUAUGACUUGUAUGCAGUCAUCAACCACUAUGGAGGAAUGAUAGGAGGCCACUACACGGCCUACGCUCGCCUGACGAGUGACAAGAACAGCCAGCGCAGCGAUGUUGGCUGGCGUCUGUUUGAUGACAGUACCGUGACAAUGGUGGAGGAGAGCCAGGUGGUAACGCGCUACGCCUACGUCCUGUUCUACCGACGACGAAACUCACCUGUGGAGAGGCCGCCACGCUUCCGCAGGCCUGUCGGCGCCGACUCGCCCACUGCUGCAGGAGCUACUGCCAGCCAGGCCGCUAGCCAGUCACUAUUCGGGACAGACCUGGAUCCUGAGGGGCCUACGUUGACCCCAGAGGGUACCUCUGACCUCUUUGGCCACUCCGGAGAGUGCGGGGCGCCAUCCUACAGCAACAUGGAGGAGGUGGACUAGUCAUGGAGGGGACUGAAUGUAAUCCAGGGAAGCUACUCCUCUGCUAAAGAACCUCAACAACAACACGGCGCUGUGUCACAGGUUGACGGUGCAACGCUGGAAGAGCUGGAGUGGUCUUUGAGGAUCCCACUGCACUCACUUGUUAAAGACGUUCAGAUGCACAUAUGUACUAACUUGACACACAUCAUUGAUAUACUUGCAUUAAUAUACUUACCCAUUGGUAAUAACUAACUAUAUGUUAUUUUAUUCAUUUGGUGUAUAUAGUGACGCACAGAAGUGACCACACUUCUGUGAUCUCUGAGCUCCAAUUAGCAGCUCAUUAUAAAUUCCUGCAACAGGAAUCCCUCCUCAACGCCAACAGAGUGGAAAGGCCGCCAGGCUUCCACACACCGACGCACCUUGUGGUCCGGUCUGGAGAUAAAAACCUGUUAAUCUCUGACUAAAGCCACGGUCGAUUAUGAGAGCACAUCUGGGGAGUGAACAUUGUUGUAAUGUGUGUAAAAACAUUUGUUUGAGGUAUUGCCUGGGUAGUUUUGUUUGUUGCAGGGUAUUCCUUAACUUUAAUUGAAAUGGUAGCAGCCUAUGUAAAGAAAAACAAUGUGCUGACCUGCUACUCGUUUUCUUUUUUUAACACGGAGGACAUGCUUCUGUCUGUUGUCGCUUUAUAAACUUCAUUUGGCUUCUGUUGCUGUAGCGUUUCUUCUUUCUUUGUACUUUUAGAUAUUCAAUCCUGUGGAUGCAAUUGUCAAAAGCUUCAGUAUAAUCUGAAAUGUGCAUGACUGCAUGUUCAUACAGGUUGUAUACCCCCUCCCUCCGUCCCAGAAACCUUUUCUUUUCAUUAUUUCAGUUUAGCGUGAGUUGUCCAUUCACCCUUCCUCUCCUUUGUAAUAGACUGCGUAUAUAAAGUGGGGAUCGUUUAGAAUGCUGCUGUGGAUACAUAUAAAUGGUUAAUAUAAAUAAAAACAAUUUUGAGAACUGCUUA